AUGCGCCAUGGACCAGGUGCCAAAGCUUUGCAGCAGCUCUAUGACCUGGAGCCAAAGACCUGCUGCAGUUGGGGGCCCAAAGACCUGUCGCUGGUUGAUGGUUCUCCGGAGCCGCGAGACCUUGCACAGGAGGUCUUGACAGCGGCAGAGAACUGGCCAGUUGAUGAGGAUGGAAUCAAUCCGGAAUUGGAUCCAGGUAGUGCAGGUGUAAACCUGGGCCUUGACGCGAAGGACCGCUUUUACGGACGAAUGAGUGGGGUGGAGGUUGAAAAAGAGCUGAUCCGCUUAGCAGUGCUUCUUCAAAGCCUGCUGCGGGACUUCGGGCUCAUGAAGGAUACCUUCGGCCACUUACAGGAUGAGCAACACUCGGUCAAGGAGUUGAUGCUUCAGAAUUCGAGUGCCUGUACUGCUCAAGUGGUAGAUCUGCAAAAGGAGGUGGAGGACAAAAUGAAGUGGCUGAGUGCACAGGUGGUGGAUGGCACUUGGACUGUUGCUCAAUGUCAAAAAGAUACAUCCGCCAAGUGCCAGGUGCUCAGGGAGGAACUCGAUGGCAAGCUUGAGUCGCACAAGCACAACUUUGAGGACUUCCGGGAAGAAGCAGGAAGACGCUUCGACUCCUCCUCGCAGAGUUUGGAGGAGGGGCUGGAACGUUUGACGGAACGCAUGGACUGCAAUGAGCAAGCGAGAAAGGCUCUCAGGAUUGACGCGUUCAAUGAAAUGGCACACGCGCGCCAGGCAGCUCACGAUCUCAGACAAAGUGACCAGGAGCAGAUGAACAAAAAGUUCUCCGCCAUGCAAGCAGUCCAGGAGUCCAUGCAACAGGCUUGCUGCACCGUGGAGGGCAAAGUUGAUGCAGCUUGGGAGGCGUUGCAAGAUGUCCAGGAAAAGAUCGUGAUUGUCUCUGAGGAGAAUGUGAGCAAAUUUGUGUUGGCCGAAAAUGGUGUGGCAGAAGUCCAGCAGAAAGUCAACGAAGUUCAUGAGGAGACCACUCGCGGACGCUUGGCAACAGAAGUUGUAAUUGAUGAACUGCAGAAAGAACUCCUUGCAGUCAAGAAGGCAGGAUCCAGCCUUCUGACUUCGGAAUUUUCCCGAGAUGAAAGCCAACCAGGUCAUGUUGCUGGACUUGGAGAUUUCCAGGUGUCUCACAUGUCGCGCGCCUCGUCAGAGAUGCCGAUCACCUUGACGCAGAGCUCCAACGAGGAACGGCUCGAUGUCUUGGAACUUCAGGUGCAGCGGACCGCAGAGAAUCAGAAGAUACUGGAAGAAGAGUUGUUUGAACGAUUGAAAGAGUUCGAACUACAGGCGCGGAGGACGCCCGAAGGGCCCGAAGGGCCCGACAUCUCGGAGCGCUUGGACUAUUUUGACCACCAGGUGCACCUGGCAGCGCAGAGCCAACGAAGCUUGGCCGAGGAUUUGUUUCAGCGCCUGGACGAAUUGGAGCAGCAGGUACAUAGCAGCUACAACCAGGAGCUUCUGGAAUUGCUGGAGAACUUGGAGAUUCAAGCGCCCCGGUCUGCUGGAGGUGCGACAGGGUGGGGAAAGGCAAGAGGAGCUCGAAAGCGAAGUGCAACAGCUCCAGGAGAAUUUUGGUGUGUCCAGAAGGAUCCAACAUGGAGCCGAGGAGUCUGA
Molecule: messenger RNA, 1629 nt
Organism: Cladocopium goreaui
Lineage: Eukaryota; Dinophyceae; Suessiales; Symbiodiniaceae
Source: the annotation of a GenBank genome assembly